UAAGGAGGAUAAAGAUAGUUCUUGCACGGAAAAAAUAAUCUAAAAUCUGCCUCUCGAAAUAUCUAGAGAUGACGAAUGUCGUGGUGAUUUCUUCAUGUCUGAUUGGAACGACAAGCAUGGAUGCAGCUCCCAAUCCCAUGUCAAGAUUAGAUCUAACUCCGUGGGAUCUGCAAAUACUCCAACUCAACCCUAUGCAGAGAGGUCUUUUCUUUCGUAAGCCAGAAUUUGACCAAACUUCGCUUAUUCUCCGCCUCAAAAACUCAUUUUCCCGCGCUCUCGACUUCUUCCCACCCCUCGCCGGCCGCCUCGCCGCAGAUCCUGCCGCCGAUAACUCGUUUUACUACUUCCUCGACUGCAACAACGCCGGAGCCGAAUUCAUCUACGCAGACGCCUCCUCUCUUUCCAUUUCUGACAUCUUGGGAUCCAAAUACAUACCGGAGACAGUAUCCGAUCUCUUCCCACUGGGCGAAUACUGCAACUCCGACGGCCUCUCCAAGCCUCUGUUGGGCGUGCAAGUCACUCAGCUCGCCGACGGAGUCUUCCUCGGCUUCACCGCCAAUCACGCCGUCGUGGACGGUGUCUCUCUCUGGCAUUUCAUCAACUCCUGGUCCGAGCUGUCGCGUGGUUCUGCCACGAUAUCCAAACUCCCUGUUUUCGACCGUUGGUUCCCGACCAGCAACCGCCUUAUCCCUCUCCCGCCCUUGGAUAAAAUCCGGUACCCUCCGCCUCCAUUACUGGCGAGGCUUUUCCACUUCAGCAAGGAGAGUUUAGGAAAGCUGAAAUCGAAAGCCAAUUCCGAAGCCGGCAGCGAUAAAAUCUCGACUCUGCAAGCACUCUCCGCUCAUCUAUGGCGGACCACAACUCGCAGCCGGAAUCCGCACGGUGCGGACGAGGAGGUUCGCAUCUUGAUGGCGAUCGGCGCGAGGGCGAGGAUACCUCUGCCGGAGGGCUACUUCGGCAACGCGUUCAACGGUUCUUCGGCGUCGAUGAGUGCGUGGGAGCUGGUGGAGAGAGGGUUGGGGCACGCGGCGAGGAAGAUCAACGAGCAUGUUGCUGCGCAGGGCGGCGAAGCGGUUGUCAAAACGGUAGAGAGUUGGGUGAGGAAUCCUGUGCUAUUUGGGGGUUUUCCUCCGCCGAAAAGAAGCACUGGGGUGAUGAUUGCGAGCUCGCAUCGGCAUAAUGUGUAUGUCAACGAUUUUGGAUGGGGAAAGCCGAUUGCCGCCCUGAGUGGGACCAUUGAGCGGUUUGAUGGGAAUAUCAAACUUUAUCCGGCCGCCGCGGAUGGCGGAAUCGACGUGGAAGUUUGCUUAGCGCCGGAGACGAUGCAGGCGAUGGAAGAUGAUGCCGAGUUUCUGGAAACCAUAUCUAUCUAAAAAUUCAAUAUUUUUACUAUAUUUCCGAUAUAUUUCAGCAUUUUUUCCACCGCUGCUACAAAGUUAGGAACACUAUACACAUAAUAAUAGUAUACCUACUAUAAUUGUCACUCUUAAA
Messenger RNA from Salvia hispanica, 1491 nucleotides. RefSeq lists its product as uncharacterized. Lineage: Eukaryota; Viridiplantae; Streptophyta; Magnoliopsida; Lamiales; Lamiaceae. The record is from RefSeq and is a predicted model, not a curated record.